Molecule: messenger RNA, 853 nt
Organism: Anopheles funestus (African malaria mosquito)
Lineage: Eukaryota; Metazoa; Arthropoda; Insecta; Diptera; Culicidae
Gene: eca
Product: transmembrane emp24 domain-containing protein eca
Exons: 4
Coding region: 117-770 (217 amino acids)
Biological process (GO): intracellular protein transport; Golgi organization; endoplasmic reticulum to Golgi vesicle-mediated transport
Cellular component (GO): endoplasmic reticulum; endoplasmic reticulum-Golgi intermediate compartment; Golgi apparatus
Source: RefSeq, a predicted model, not a curated record
CUUGCUGUCAAAUAGUUGCUUUCUAUUGACGUGUCGGCAGAAAAUUGCCCCGUUUCUCAAAUUUGUGUGAAGUUGGUAUUUCUGCAACUUCUGGUUACUAUUUUCGUACUUUUAAAAUGAUAAGCUGCAGAUUAUUCGUAGUGCUAGCGUCACUACUCGUAGCGCCACUGUCGAAUGGAUUAUAUUUUCACAUUGGCGAAACUGAACGCAAAUGUUUCAUCGAAGAAAUACCAGAUGAAACAACCGUAGUAGCUAACUACAAGGUGGAACUGUAUGAUCCACGGUCCGGAGGAUUUAUGCCAUCUUCGCCCGGAAUCGGAAUGCACGUCGAAAUAAAGGAUCCUGAUGAUAAGACGAUCCUGUCCCGUGUGUACAGCUCUGAAGGUCGCAUUUCUUUCACCUCUCACAUACCCGGAGAACAUGUGCUGUGUAUGUAUUCUAACAGUACCGCAUGGUUCAGUGGAUCCCAGCUACGGGUACAUUUGGACAUUCAGGUCGGAGAACACACGAUCGAUUACGCCAAUGUUGCGCAGAAGGAAAAACUAACCGAAUUGCAGUUACGCAUCCGUCAGCUAUUGGACCAGGUGGAUCAAAUUACUAAGGAACAGAACUAUCAGAGAUAUCGUGAGGAACGCUUCCGGCAAACGAGCGACAGCACCAACCAGCGUGUGUUGUGGUGGUCUCUUGCUCAAACGCUAGUGCUGCUGAUAAUGGGAUUCUGGCAGAUGAGGCAUCUUAAGAGCUUCUUCGAGGCAAAGAAACUAGUAUAAACGAGAUAAAGUAAUGCACGACUAAGUGAUUCACAAACUGCAACUUUUUUGUGGAAAUAAAUUAAAGUAACAGCCUACAAAAA